AUGGCGACGCCGCCCAAAGUCCGGCAUGAUUCUCAUGCGACAGUAACGAUGGGCCACAGUGCCGUCAGCUUCGUGCCGACAGAGCACGUACAGACCGCCGUAAGUGACUUUGGUGAUCAUAUUGUGAUCGAUACAAUCAUUCCACCCGCGCGCUAUUUGCCGCCGACACUCUCUGUCGCCAAGCUGGCAGGGCAGAUCCAAGACGACCUCGUCCGCGAGCUCAAUCGCCUCGGCCUUGGUAUGGGCACUCGUGUCGCCUCUGUGGCGCACCCCCGCAGCAAGGACGCCGAGGCCGAGCAGUUUGUUCGCACCCCUCAGGGCCACCUCGUCGACCCCGUGCUGCAGCCAAAAAACGAGCAAUAUACACGCGCCUGCCUCGGCAUCCGCAGCCUGCGCGGCGAGCCCCUGCUUACCUACUUCCCUGACCCCAAGGGCGCUGAGCCUGUGCUUGUCCAUGGCGCCCCGACGACCUGCCCGUGCGUGUGCUGCCGCAGCGGCUGCGCGGGCGCUGAUCCCGCGACGGGCAAACUUGCCCUGCUUCCCGAGGCUCUUGCCAAAGAUGCUGCGGGCAACAUCCUUGUUGAUGUGCCGCCACAACCGUCAACGUCGCAGGCUGCGUCCAGCACGACGCUGGGCGAGCCGUUCACCGAGGCUAAGAAGACCGCGUCGCCCGUGCCUGCGCCUGCGCCUGCGCCCACCGCUACGCCGACCCCUGCGCCCGCGAUCCGGACGCGCAUUGUGCCCGUACCGUCCAGCGAGCGUAUGCCGUCCUCGAAUGCCGCUGUGCAAGCGGCGGCCUCGCGGAUCCAGCCUGUCGGUGCGACGGUGGUCAAGACGGUCAGAUCGCUCGGCAACUUGCGCGGCCACCGUGCCGCGGCGCCUAUGUUCCCUACGCCUGCGUCGCUACCGCAGACCAGGGAGCGCCCCUUGCCGCCUGGUCCGCCUGUGUCCGCGCAGGCCCUCGCACCGACGGAGUCCCGCAUUUCUACGCGUCCGUCUGGUGGGCUGCACGCUGGUGCGAGACAAGUGCCUGUGCGCGAGGAAGUGCCAUCGCAGCGUGCCGAAAAGGGCAUGAGCGUGUUUGCUCCUCUGCAAAUGUCGGACGAGCUGCGGCAUGCGCUCACAUUGAACGACCUCUCCUCGCUGUCGCUCUCGCCUGAAGGGGGCCGCCGGACGCCGCCGCUGUCGAGUCCCUCGUCGAUGGGCUCGACGCCGCGGUACCAGGGAUCGCAUGCGCGUCCCGAUGUAUCACCCAUCCCGAUGUUUGAUACGUCCUCGACGCCGAUUGCCGCGCGCUACUGCCGGUCCGCGGGCAAUUUGCGGCAAAAGGCGCGCGAGGAUCUGCCGCCGCUGCCGCCGCUGCCGAAGGAUGUCUCAGCGCCGGGCCAGACGCGGGUACGCAUUAUCUCGGGCCAUGCACGCUAA
This is a messenger RNA of Malassezia sympodialis ATCC 42132, 1425 nucleotides long. RefSeq lists its product as uncharacterized. The record is from RefSeq and is a predicted model, not a curated record. Lineage: Eukaryota; Fungi; Basidiomycota; Malasseziomycetes; Malasseziales; Malasseziaceae.